ACUGUGAUCGAGUCUGUUUUAAAUUCAUUGCUCAGUCAGUGACAGGAGAGAUCACAGCCAUGGUGCCCUGUGUUUAUACCAUUGCCUACGGUAAACUGAUUCUGGCUCUUCUGUUGGCACCAACUUUCGCUGGAGGUAUGACCAGCAACACUAGCCUGUACCAAAUUACUCCAACCAAGGAGCCAGGCUCCACUUUAACACCAGGAUCUCGUCCCAGUCUUGAAUCGAAGCCAGGAUACACAAUGGAAUACACAGAGCAGACAAAUCAUAGUCGAGAGGUCCUAGGCAACAACAUGGAAUUUCUGUUCAAUGAGAGUUACAAAUACUGUGGCAAACCUUUUGAAAACAACAUUCAGAACACUGGGCAACAGCAGUGGUGCAGCUGGACAGCAAUUGCUAGCUUUUACAAUACCCUGACAGAGUGCUCGGAAAUUAUAAUGGAGUUUUAUGGAUCCUAUUGGCCAAAUGAAGCUGGUGAAAAGUUAUUAAUUCUGAUGCACAAUCAUUACUUUAAGGAUUGCUUCGUGGAGGAGGUUCCCACUCUGAGUGAUCCUCCUGAAAACAUAGUGCUGGGCCUCAUAAUGGUUCCAAUCAGCAUCAUACCCAUCAUUGUAACACUGGUUGUCUGGUGCAACAAAAACAUUGAGUCUAAUGCCAAAAAGUAGAUGCAGACAUUAAAUGUAACCCUUCUUAUAGUUUGCUUUGUCCUGAACUCCUGAUUUCCCAUCUCCCGUAAAUAUUUCCCGUAGCGAUUGCUGUUCUGACACAUUUCUCUGCUCCAUUAGUUUAUUCCUCCAUCCCCUCAAACUCUCUGCAGCAUUUCGGUAGUACUCUGAAAUUAAGAAUCUAAUGAUGACCGUGAAUCCAUUGUCGAUUGUCAGAAAAACCCAUCUGGUUUACUAAUGUCCUUUAGGGAAGGAAACUGCCAUCCUUAUCUGGUCUGGCCUACAUGUGACUCCAGAUCUACAGCAAUGUGGUUGACUCUUAACUGCCCUCUGGGCAAUUAGGGAUGGGCAAUAAAUACUGCCUAGCCAGUGACACCCUUGUCCAAUGAAUUAAUAAAGAAAAAAAAAAUCACCUUCUGCGAAACCUGAUUUUGGGAAAUGUUCACUGCUGACUUGGAUCACAAUUUAUCAUCUCAACAGCCAGCUUGAUGUCACUAUCAUUCUCUCAACUUCAUACUCUUUGUCCAAUGUCCAUUCUUCGAUCAGCUGUAAUCUUGUGUCAUUCAAUAUCGAAAAUGUGGAAUUCAUUGACUUUGGUCCCUCACUGCCUUAAGCUCUAUGACCUGAUCACCAACACCAACUCUCCCCCAACCACUUUCUCGGGCUGCUCACCUCCCCCCACCAUGGCCCUAUCUGCCUCUGAGCCUCCUGAUCACACAUUAACUCCAUCACUGUAAAUGUCUAUUUGCACCACCUUCAUAUCACUGGCCUCCACCACGACUUCUGCUCAUCCUUAUCAAUGGCCUUUGUUCCCUCAAGACCUGACUAUUCCAGUAUGUUUCUGGCCAGACUCAUGUUGUCCAUUCUCUAUAAACCUAACUUCAGCCAACUCUCUGCACAGUCACACCAAGCCCCAUUUAUCCAUCUUGCCUGUGUUGGUUGAUUUAAACUAAACAGGCUCUUGGGCCCUUAAUACGUUAGAUUUAAAGUUCUCAAAUUGUGUUUAAAUCUCUCCAUUAUCUUCCCUUCUCUGACACCUCCUGCAACCCUAUAGCCAAAACUAUCCGCCUUAAGAGAAAAACCUUUGUUUGGGCGAGUUUCCUUUGGUUCACCUCCCUGCACUUUGUUCCUUAUUCCAUUUAAUCCUGAAAGUUGGAAAACUCCCCUGAAUCUAACUGAUCUCUCCAGCUCCCUCACCACCUUCUUUUUGAUUGAGCAGCUGGUGCCUUUCCAAAUGUCCCAUUCUUUGGAUCUUUGUCUUUUUUUGUGUCUCGGUCUUAGGCUUUUAAUUAAAGAUGUAUGUAAAUUCAAGGAUGUUGAUGUUGUUGCUGGGAAUCUCUUGAGAAGUGGAUCUUUAUUCUUCAAUCAGCAGUGGAUCUGAUGACUUUGUUCACAAAAGAAUAAAUGAGAACUUUCCCCAAA
This is a messenger RNA of Rhincodon typus (whale shark), 2087 nucleotides long. It is a transcript of the gene ramp2, whose product is annotated as receptor (G protein-coupled) activity modifying protein 2. Gene Ontology annotation, cellular component: signaling receptor complex; cell surface; membrane. Bases 60 to 665 code for a protein of 201 amino acids. The record is from RefSeq and is a predicted model, not a curated record. Gene Ontology annotation, molecular function: coreceptor activity. The transcript has 4 exons. Lineage: Eukaryota; Metazoa; Chordata; Chondrichthyes; Orectolobiformes; Rhincodontidae. Gene Ontology annotation, biological process: cellular response to hormone stimulus; intracellular protein transport; regulation of G protein-coupled receptor signaling pathway.